UUUUCCUUCUCUCCAAGGUUUUAUUUUCUCGUUUCUUACUCCCUAGGUCCACGGAACACGGAUGAACUGAGAUUUUCGUGGGAAGGGAGGCCCUAACCUCCUUCCUCCGGCGUCAACAUUCGAGUUCUUGCUAUGUGAUUUUCGUGUGCCUCUUUGUCUCUCCCAUGCCCUUUUUUCCCCCCAUUUUUGGAUGUUUUCGGGUGAUUUUUUCGUUCAUGUUAACUACUUGAUCUUUUUGCGAUCUUUUUCUUAGAUCUGCGAGAUCUAGUAGUUGCGGAUCCAUGGCUGAAAUUUCGUUCAAAUCCAUGGGGUUUUGAGGAAGUAAUUUUGAAUCUAAGGUUCGAACGUUUCCCCUUCUUCUCCUGUUCUUUCUCUGCUCGAUUUCUUUCUGCAGCAGGAGCGCGUGGCGCUCGUGCAGGGGAGAGCGCUCGCAGUGCAGCGCAGGUGCGCGUAGCUCUGUGCGGCGCGGGCGCCAGGCGCUCACGGCGCAGCAGUGCCAGCGGUGGCGGCGCUAGCAGCGCGCGGCAGCCAGGCGCGCGGAGCGGCGGCGCUCGCGUGCGUGUGCGGGGCGCACGGCUAGCAGGUCGGCCAGGCGUGCAGCCCAGCUCAGCCCAAGCGGGGUUGGUGGCGCAGGCCAGCACGCAGCAGUCCGCUGCCAAGAAGGGCACGUGGCCCGAGGCCCAGCAGCUGCUCACGGCCAGAGGCAGGUGGCCAGCCCAGCUCUCGGUCUGCACAUCCCAGGUGGCCGUAAGCUGUUGAUCCAGCAUGAAAAUCAAGGCUCGGUUUGCACUUUCGUUUGUCCUUGCUAAUUAUUUCCCGACUUCCUAUUUAGCUAGUUAAUUAGUCCCUUGUGUUACUAGUGCCUUGUAGUAUUUUACAUGCUUGUUUAGGAGCUUUUAAUUAGUUUGUUUCAAGUAUUUGUUAGCAUGUUUAGCUAAUGCUGUUACACCUUGCUUUCGCUAAUGCUUUGCUUUAGCUUUUGUUGAUUAGUUUGUUUUUGCUAAUUUCUGUUAGCUCUUCUUGUUUUUCGCGCGCUUGAUUAAUAGAACCUUUCGGUGGUAGUUUUGCUUGUGUUGAGCGUUUUCGGCUGCUUCCGUUUUCGUUUCAAGUUUUGCUUUUCGGUUGCUUCUGCUUUGCACCGAGCUCUUCCGAACCGUUUGUAGGGUGAGCUUAUCACCAGUUGACUUGCGUCAUCUUGGCAGUGUGGUGUUAGGGUGAAAAUCGGGACAUAAGUCUUGUUCUGUCGGAGAAUUUUUAAAAGCUCCCGUUCAACCCCCUUGUCGCCGUUUAGGUCCUACGACAAUAAAAUCUUGUGGAUCCUCGUGCGUCGCCGCGUCGGCUUAUCAUUAAACCCCCUUGUUUUGAGGCGUCAAAAGGACCCACCAUAAAACCACCACCUCCGCGUUUAUACAGCACCACCUACGAUACACCAGCAGCAGGCUCAUCGUCUCCUCAGCUCCGCGCACCAGGUCACGCUGCUGCAAACAACGGUGAAAGCAGAAGCCGGAGAUGCCGCAGCCGACGCAGCUGCUGCCGAGAGUGGUGCAAGGAAGCGCAAGUCGCCGGCAGUGGCGUUCAGCAAUGGAGACAGCAGCAGCAUGAUGACCACUCUACCACAGCAACGGAGCUACCUCGUGUCAACGCCAGCGCCGCCGCGGGGAUCGGGCUUCCCUCAUACAAGAGCUGCUGCUAGCAUCGGCGGCAGCAGCGGACUCAAACACUCCCCCUCAAACCCCCCCCCCCCCCCCCCCCCCCCGGCACAUGAUGUUUGCUAACGAUGCGGUGCAGUUGUGGGAGGCCAUGGGCCGAGAGGGAUCAGCUGCAGCAAGCCAAUGCCAACGCCUCCAAUCAGAUCGUGAAGCUAAACGAGGAGCUGCGCCUGGUCAGAGCUUGGAUCGCAUACUACCAGGAGGAGCUGCGGUCUUCUGAGGCCAAGCACGCUCUGCUCAAGAUGGAGUACAUGGCCGAGCGCACGCAGCUCAUCGGCCACCUGUGCGCGGCCAGUGGUGAAGUCGAGCUGCUCAAGUCUGAGCACGCCGCCGGCAUCCCCCAGCUUAAGGAGGAACACGCGGCCGAGAACGCUCAACUGAAACAGGAACUGGAAGCCGACAACGCCCAGCUCAGGGAGGAACACGCGGCCGAGGUAGCCCAGCACAAGAAGGAGAGCUACACCAUGGGCUUGAGGACCAUGAGGCAACUCGCGCUCCACAUGUACCCGAACGCCAUCGAUCCCUCGGAGCUGAGGACCGAGCUGCUACUGGAAUAAGACGAUCUGGGAUGUUCUUCGGUGAGAGCGGAGGAUCAUCAGUGACUCAUGCGUGGAGCAUUGCGAAUUUGCAAGUUGAGGAUGUUCAAGAGUUCAAGUGGUGUUGUCCCCUUUUGCUAACUAUUUGUCAAUUGUGAACUUGGUACUUUUAGUGCUUGGUUAUGAAUGCCAUCUACUCCCGUAUGGCUGUAUAGUUGGUGAUAUAUCAAAAUCUGUUAUUUUCAUCUAUGUUGCAUGCAUUAUGUUUAUGCCUAUAUAUUGAACUGGCAAAA
Panicum hallii is the source of this 2538-nucleotide messenger RNA. RefSeq lists its product as uncharacterized. The record is from RefSeq and is a predicted model, not a curated record. The transcript has 2 exons. NCBI's taxonomy places the organism in Eukaryota, Viridiplantae, Streptophyta, Magnoliopsida, Poales, Poaceae. The coding region runs from base 1778 to 2266 and encodes 162 amino acids.